Diaporthe batatas is the source of this 3923-nucleotide messenger RNA. RefSeq lists its product as uncharacterized. Bases 1303 to 3525 code for a protein of 740 amino acids. Lineage: Eukaryota; Fungi; Ascomycota; Sordariomycetes; Diaporthales; Diaporthaceae. The record is from RefSeq and is a predicted model, not a curated record. Gene Ontology annotation, molecular function: ATP-dependent protein folding chaperone; ATP binding. The transcript is spliced from 5 exons.
CCUGUCUCCCAAGUCCCUGGUCUCAAGCCCCGCCGUCUCCCAAUCCCAGUCCAGUCCCAAUUCACACUAUCGCGCCGGCCCAGCAGCAACCACCACCGCAACGAGCUGCCAAUAUCUCUGGUCAAGUUGUCACCAGCCCAAAGAGACAAGACACUCUCGCCCACACUCUCCCACGCAGUUGCAAGUCACACAAGCAAGCGGCCAAGGUCUUUAUUAUUAUUUGCCUAGCAACCAGCCCAGCCCAGCCCAGGCCGACCCGGACGACACAACGGUACAUCGCUGGAAGCGGAAAGUCAUCCCAAAGAAAGAAGAGAGAGAGAGACAUCAGCCCGUCCUCGUUGCGCAUCCAAACACUCUCUCCCUCCUUCUCCCUCGUCCGCGCUCUCUCGUUUCACUGUCUCUUGAAGCUACACAGCACUUGCUCUCUCACUUUUUGCUUUGGGUGCAGACAGGGCCACCCGUACUGUACAAUACCCCUGCGACAGACAGACCAAAGACAAGCUCGACCCGUGCCUGAACAGCUCGGCCCAUAAGGUUCAACAGGCAGAUGAGAGUCACGGUCCUGAGACGGGACAGCACACUCACGAGCGACCUGAAGCAGCUGCCUCAUGCACGGUGCGGCAGUCACCCCAGCCGUACCGCAACCGCAACCGCAACCGCAGACUGCGAGACUUGCAGCAAGAGACUUGCAGACUUGCAGCAGGAGACCAACCGUACCUGCAACGGCAACAGCACCCGCGGUGAAGCAGUCCUAGUCCUGCCUGCAUCUGUCUAAUUUCUCACUCGCCCUCCUCCUCUCCCCAUCCCCCCCUCCAAUCCUACGCCCUCGAUUUCCUCGCCCGCUCUCGCUCGCUCGCCUACAUCCAAAUUCGAAAUUCCGAUCCAACCCAACAGCCCCAGCCCCAGCCCCAGCGGCAGCACGACAGCCUAGGCCAUCCUGAGCAAGACGAGGACAGACAAUAUUACCUACCACCAACCUACCGACCUGCCUGCCUGCCUGACAGCGACCCUGUUCGUACCCUUUGGCCUUGGGGCCCUAUCCUGUCCAUCCUGUCCAGCCCUGUCCAGUCCUAUCCUCUCUUGUUUUGUCCUGUGUGUGUUGUCCUGGACUGUCCUAGCCCACACCACACACACUAGGUACUACUACACCCCCCCUCCUCUUCCUCUCGCUUCCCGCAUCCUACUCCCCCGUCUUUGGGCCUGGGCGGCUGAAUCGUGCCACCCUUAGGUUUCGUCCUUUUUAAGAUUUAAUACAGCACCCCCCCGCCGCUCUUUUAAUCGUUCCCGCAUCCCUCCUCCCUUAUGAGCUCUCUGAAUUCCCGCUUGAAACAGCUUGGCUUUGCGAAACGCAAAUCGAGUGCCAGCAUCCAGUCGCCAGACCUAUCGCAGAGCCAGAGUCGCACUCCCCCGCCGCAGGGCUCGUCCCAAUCGUCCACCCACAACAGCACUCCCCCAUCCCACGUCCGACCCGCCGGCCAAGCUCCCUCCAUUGCCUCCAACUCCUCGCAGCAGUCCCUGCCCCAGAUGAACCACCCCGGCCAAGGGCAGCGGCCACCGAGCUACACGGCUGGAUAUCCUGGACAAGCUCGAACUCCUCCUACGCAGAUGGUCGGUGGCCCUCCACCCAUCAACACCGGAGCUCCCCCCGUCGCCGGUUACCCCCCUCAGCUACCACCAAUGCAAGGCGGCCCGCCAGUCGCCGGAGGCCCGCCAGGCUACACUGGCGGUGCCGGAGGCUACGGCCCUCCCCCGAGCCAGAACCUUCCCACCGCAUCGUAUACCAGACCUGCUGCCGAGGUCGAGGGCAACAGCAGGAGCAAGGCGCAACUGAUCGUCGGCAUUGAUUUUGGCACAACAUUCUCCGGUGUCGCAUUUGCAUUCGCAACAAAUAACGAGGCAAAAGAGGACAUCAUCACAGAAUGGCCGGGUGCCGGAUCAUACACAAAGCAGAAGAUCCCCACCGUCCUCUACUACGACCAAUACCAAAAAGUUGUCGGCUGGGGCCCCGAUAUCGCCGAUGCCCUCGCACCAACAGGGUAUCCCAAGCCAGGGGUGCAAAAGGUGGAAUGGUUCAAGCUGCAGUUGAUGCUUUCUGGUAACACCUAUAUCGACCCUAUCAACCUGCCACCUCUGCCACCAGGGAAGUCCGAGAUCGAUGUCGCCGCGGAUUACCUGUUCAAGCUCCGCCAGGCCAUGCGGGCUGCCCUGCAGAAGACCCUGGGUGAGGUCUUUAAUCGAGAGGAGCGCAACAUUCGGUACUACCUGACGGUGCCUGCUAUCUGGAACGACGCCGGGAAGGCUGCCACGAGGGCUGCUGCUAUCCAGGCCGGCUUCCUCCGGGACGAGAACGACAACCGAUUGACCCUGGUCUCCGAGCCCGAGGCUGCUGCGCUCUUCUGUGCAAAGACCGGUCUCCUCAACCUCAAAGUCCAUGACGCCCUGCUUAUCGUGGAUUGUGGUGGCGGUACAGUCGAUUUGAUCGCAUAUGAGGUCGAGGACGAAAACCCAUUCACAGUCGCCGAGUGCACAGCCGGUUCCGGAGAUUCCUGCGGCUCGACCGCCCUGAACCGCAACUUCAGCAACAUAUUGAGGACCAAGAUCAGGAAGAUGAAGCUACCGGACGGAUCCAAGACCGCAGGCCGCGUGUACGCAAAGUGCAUCAUGGACUUUGAGAACCGUAUCAAGGCAGAUUUCCGCAACAACGGGCAAAAGUGGGCUGUGGAUGUGGGCAUUGAGGCCGAGUUCCCAGAGGCCGGUAUCGAGGAGGGUUACAUGACAUUCACCAACGAGGAGAUCCUGCAGUGCUUCGAGCCCGUGGUCAACCGCAUUCUCGAACUCGUGCGCAACCAGAUCAUCGCGAUACAGGCGCAGAACCGCGCGCUGCAAAACAUCUUGGUUGUCGGUGGUUUUGGUGCCUCCGAGUACCUCUUCCAGCAGAUCAAGCUGCACGUGCCCCCUCAGUUCCAGUCCAAGGUCGUGCGGCCCAUGGACUCUGUUGCGGCUAUUGUCAAAGGCGCUGUCACUGCCGGCAUCACUGAGCGCGUCAUCACUCACCGUAUCGCACGGAGGCACUACCUCAUGGCCACCCUGCAGCCAUUCAAGGAGGGCUACCACCCAGAGGCAUACCGUGUGCCCUCGCUUGACGGCAAGGACCGAUGCAAAUUCACGCGACAAAUCUUCGUGCAAAAGGGUCAAAAGGUCAAGAUUGGAGAGCCCGUUAAGGUCUCUUUCUUCCGCCAAGUCGCACCCGGAGCGACGCUCAUGUACGAAGAUAUCCUAUAUGCUUGUGAUGACGACGUUUGCCCCGAGUACACUAAGGAUCCUCGAAUCAAGGAGGUUGUCACGCUGACUUCGGAUCUCUCGCGCAAGAACCUCGAGAAGGACUUCGAGCGCAUGGACACGCCACAAGGCACGUUUUACCGCGUGUACUUCGAUAUCUACCUGACGCUGGACGGGUCGGAGUUCAGCGCCGAGCUAGUCUGCCAGGGCGAGGUCAUGGGCCGUUGCAGGGCGAGGUUCAGAUAGGAGGGUCAGUAGCGUAAACUAACUGAGUGACGAUUUCUUGAGAUCUGGCGUGGGAAGAAGCAAAACAUCUGGAAUGUGGGUUUUCUCGCAUCGUCUACGUUCCGACGUUAUUGGGGGGGGGGGGGGAUUCGAUUUUGGUUUCUGCUUUUGAGUGGCCCUCCCACUGGCUGAGGCGAUUGAUACCACGACCCGCAGGCAUGACCAUCUACAUACAACAACACAUGAAAAUAAAAAGAGGAGAGCGUGGUGGAAAGCGAGAGCUUUCGGCUUUAUAGCAGCGUCUAGCGCAUUAGAUGGUUACCUAGGUAAUCUAAUCUUGUAGUAAAGAGCAUUGAAGUCAUGAAGAAGCUUACAAUGUUCCUACUAUUUUCCGCGUAAUGAGAGCUCGUCAUUAGGAG